AUGACUGUAGAUGACACUAGAACGGAUAACCAAAGCAAACUAUAUCCAAAACUUAAGGGCUUUUCAAUUGCGCAGUUAAAUAUUACCAGUCUGACUAAACAUAUUGACGAACUCAGGAUUCUCAUAACAGAAAUGAACUUUGACAUACUAUGUAUUAAUGAAACAAGAAUUGACAAAACAAUUAAGAACUCAGAAAUAGGACUUCAGGGAUACGACUUAACAAGACGUGACAGAAAUAGACGCGGUGGGGGUGUAGCAAUAUACAUACGUAAUACCAUACCAUACGUGGAGAGGUCAACAAUAAUCCCUGAAAAUGUAGAGGCAGUAUGUAUCGAAGUAAGAAAGCCGAAUGCCAAGCCAAUACUCAUUUCGACGUGGUACCGACCACCAAACUCCAAUUCUGAGUUUCUCGACUCUUUUGAAAUCUUUCUUCAAAACAUUGACACAGAAAAUAAAGAAAUUAUAAUAACUGGAGACUUUAAUAUAGAUUUAAUGCCCAGUGAGACCGAGAAUAGUAAGGCAAAAAGGCUUAAAGAAUUACUAAACACAUAUCAAUUGUCUCAACUUAUUAAAAAGCCUACUAGAACAACAGAAUCAACGAAGACGCUCUUAGAUUUAAUAAUUUGUAAAACUGACGACCCAAAAACCGCUACAACGGACGUUGUUGAGCUAGGUAUAAGCGACCACAACCUAGUCUACACUUGUAGAAAGGUCGGAAUAUGUAAACAAAAACCCAAAAUUAUUGAAACAAGGCAAUACCAUAAACUAAAUAAUGCGAAAUUCCAAAACGAUUUAAAACAAGCUUUACUACAUAUUAAUGAACAUUCAGAUCCAAAUACGGCCCUACAGGAAUGGAACAGAAUUUUUCUACUGAUAGCUGAUAUAAAUGCUCCUACACGAUUGAGAAAAGUGAGAAGUGACCGACAACCGUGGAUGACUGAUGAAAUUAAAAAACUGAGCUUUCACAGAGACUACUUAAAAAAGAAAGCAGUCAUAUUAAGUUCCUCUGCCUUUCAUAGUUCAUACAAAAAAUGUAAAAACAAAGUAACUAAACUUAUUAGCAAUGCAAAAACUCACUACUUUAGAACCAAUCUCGAAAACAGCAAAAAUUGCAAAGAAAACUGGAUUCACAUAAACAAACUGCUAAACCACAAAACGGUCAAAACUCAGACGAUCAACAACAUUAAAUUUGGAGACCAAAAUAUUACAGGUGAUAUCAACAUAGCAAAUACAAUUAAUAACUACUUUGUAGAAAUUGGACCCAAACUUGCUUCCGUUAUUUCUCCUACAGACAUAGACCCUAUACAACCUAUUCAGCCUUGUAGAUCUGAAUUUAACUUAAGAACAAUAACAACGACAGAAUUAAUUCAAACAAUUGGGAAAACUAACUUAAACAAGGCCCCAGGUCUAGACAAAAUACCAAUUAAACUAAUUAAACUAGCAGGAGAUGCCAUUCACGACUCCUUACUACAUAUCUUUAACCUUGUACUGGGCACUGGCAUUUUCCCAGAUGAUUUAAAACUUGCUAAAAUAAUACCUAUUCAUAAAGAAGGUGACAAGGCGGAAUGCGGAAACUACCGGCCUAUAUCUGUAAUUCCUACUGUCGCCAAAAUCCUUGAAAAGAUUAUAUACGACCAAUUAAGUUCAUAUAUCAAUGACAACGACAUCAUUUGUAAACAGCAAUUUGGCUUUAGACCAAAUCAUUCUACAGAAACUGCCCUAUUAAAAUGCACAGAUCAAUGGCUACGCAACAUGGAUAAAGGAAUGGCAAAUGGAGUGCUAUUUUUGGAUCUUAAAAAAGCGUUUGACACGGUUGAUCACUCUAUUCUCCUACAAAAGCUAUACCAAUAUGGUAUAAAGGGUACUCCUCUAAAAUUACUAGCAUCUUACUUAAACAACAGAAAACAAGUUUGUGUCAUUAAUAAUAACAAGUCAGGCCAAGAAACAGUUCAAUGUGGAGUACCACAGGGUUCCAAUCUGGGACCAUUGCUAUUCUCAUUGUACAUAAAUGAUUUACCAAUGUGCCUUGAGUACACACAAGCAUCCAUGUUUGCUGAUGACACCAAUCUAUCAUGCACAGGAAGGACCCCAGCCGAAAUCGAGCACAAACUAAACGCUGACUUAUCCAAUGUUAACGACUG
Paramuricea clavata is the source of this 2141-nucleotide messenger RNA. Lineage: Eukaryota; Metazoa; Cnidaria; Anthozoa; Malacalcyonacea; Plexauridae. The record is from the annotation of a GenBank genome assembly.